UCAGUUUCAGUUCGCGUGCACGGGCCAAACAGUUGACAUAGUGUUGCUUGCGCUCACAGAUUCGUAUCGGGGCUAUAUUGAAAGCGAGCAUCGCAGUUUGCAGCCGUCGGUCGUAGUUGUUGUCGUGGUCGGAAUUGUUGUUUUUAUUGCUGUCAUCGCAGUUGCGUCUCUGCGUGAGUGAGUGAGUUUGUGUGUGUGAGCCUGCCUGGAAUCGCUCAAGCGGGAGUUGGCUGUUACUUUGCUCUCAGCCUCCAGCAUACGCUGCGUCCAAGCUUUCGCAAACACAUCAACAGGACCUUCGUCGCUUCACGCAUCCUCUUUUUAAUAUUCCAUAAGCUCGCUACCAAACGCGUGCUAAGAACUUUUCAGCUCGAGUUUGUAUUAAAGACAGCCCCAAAAUUUCGAAAACAUCGAAAAUGGUCUUCGAUUGUGGCGUUUGGUGUGCAAAGUAUUUGCUUUGCAUACUGAAUUUCAUAUUUUUUGUGCUAGGCACAAUUAUAUUUGGAGUUGGACUAUGGCUGGCCGUGGACAAGCACUCGCUGAUUGCUCUGCUGAAGCUCGUCGAGAGCGAACGCAUUGAGCAUUUUACACAGACUCAGGUCAUAGAGCAAAUGGCUUACGUUCUGCUCGUCAUCGGAGCCGUGAUGUUCUUCUUGAGUCUCUUGGGCUAUUUGGGCGCCAUGCGUGAGUCUCGCUGUCUGCUGUCCACGUACGGCACCCUCCUCAUACUGCUGCUGGUCGCCGAGCUGGUGGCCGGCGGGCUGGCCAUCUUCUACAAGGAGCGUGUGCGCAGCGAGAGCAAAAAGUUUCUGCAGACAACAAUCACGACCUACACGCUGGGCGAGAACAUGGACGCCAGUUCGCUGAUGUGGAACCAGCUGAUGGGCAACUUUGGCUGCUGCGGCGUCAACGACUAUCGCGACUUCGAUGAGUCGGAGGCGUGGAAGAAUACCAAAGGCAAUCGCACCAUACCCGAUGCCUGCUGCCGGCUGAAGGACGUUGCGCAGCUGGUGCCGCGCGACGAGGACUGCGCCACCAAUCCCAGCGACAGCAACAGUUACUACAUGAAGGGCUGCUAUGAGGUCUUCACUGAGUGGUUGAUACGGCAGAGGGAGCUGAUCAUUGGCGUCAUUGUCACCGGCAUCGCCCACCUGGUGCUGGUCAUACUCGCCUUUGCGCUAUGCAAAGCAUUUGCCAAAUACGACGAUAUGCGUCUGUAAAUUGAGUUCACUGUUAAGACUAGCCAAAAAGAAAGUGAAGAAAGCACACACACACUCACAGAGAACAGGACAUUCCAAUUAAACCAAGACAGUGAAUGGAAACCGCUAAAGAGAGUAUCGAACAACAACAACAACAACCCUAACGAAAAUUGAGUUGUGCUCAAAAACUUUAAAUGCAUUUCCCAGCCCUCACACAAGAAUAGAAAAAAACUUUUACUCUUAAAAAAAAAAAAAAAAACAAAAAA
This is a messenger RNA of Drosophila navojoa, 1465 nucleotides long. It is a transcript of the gene Tsp66E, whose product is annotated as Tetraspanin 66E. Lineage: Eukaryota; Metazoa; Arthropoda; Insecta; Diptera; Drosophilidae. The record is from RefSeq and is a predicted model, not a curated record. Gene Ontology annotation, cellular component: plasma membrane.